This is a messenger RNA of Oryzias melastigma (Indian medaka), 3367 nucleotides long. It is a transcript of the gene pkn3, whose product is annotated as protein kinase N3. Bases 249 to 3035 code for a protein of 928 amino acids. The record is from RefSeq and is a predicted model, not a curated record. Gene Ontology annotation, molecular function: ATP binding; small GTPase binding; protein serine/threonine kinase activity. Lineage: Eukaryota; Metazoa; Chordata; Actinopteri; Beloniformes; Adrianichthyidae. Gene Ontology annotation, biological process: signal transduction; protein phosphorylation. The transcript is spliced from 23 exons.
GAUAUGAGGAAAUGUUCCGACUGCUUGAAAGACGAGCUCACGUCAAGCUUACCUGGCCAGGUGCAUCAAAGCUCUGCCUCCAAUUGGCUCCUUCCCCGUCGCUGUCAUUGUCUUCCACCAAUCCCGGUGGAGCUCUCCCGAGACGCUGCUUGCUCGACGUCUUUCCUCCCACGUGACGGUGAAUGUCCCGGGCUUUCUCUCAGAGGUUUUGACCAGGGAAGGGUCCCCGGGAGGGUCAAACCUCCAUCAUGUCAGGUGCAGCGCCACAGAGCCGCAGCCUGCAGUGCUUGGAGGAGUGGGAUAUUCUCGAUCCAGAGGUCCAGCAGCGACUGGAGGAUGCGCGCACGUCCAUCAGGCAGGAGAUCCAGCGUGAGCUGAAGAUCAAGGAGGCGGCCGAGAGACUCAAGAGGGCUGUCACCAGUCGCAGGAACGCAGCCGACGUGGAGGGCCAACUGAAGGUUUCGAGUCGAAAGCUGGAGAAGUUGCACCUGAAACUGCAGGAGCUUAACGCCAGGUCCAUGACCGCAGAGAAGGAAAACACAACAGGUGGCCUGACUGAAGCAGACAGCCAAGUCUCAGGCGAUUCCCGCCAGUGGGAAGAACCCACAUCACCGCUAGCCAAUCGGAUCAAGACACUGAAGAAACAACUGACCAUGGAGACUAAAGUGAAACAGGGGGCCGAGAACAUGAUUCAGAUUUACUCCAACGGCUCAUUCAAGGACAGGAAGAUGCUUUCUACCGCUCAGCAGAUGUUACAGGACAGCCGCACCAAGAUUGAGCUGCUUCGUAUGCAGAUUGUCAAAGUCAGCCAAGCCAGAGAGGGAGACGCCGAAGGCACACCAGGUCACCCUGAGAAGGAGAUCAUCGAUCCUCUCGAGCUGAGAGUGGCUGAACUCAUGCACCACAUGAAAAUUGAAUCAGCCGUAGCAGAGGGAGCUAAAAAUGUGGUGAAGCACACCACGAACGGACGAAUGGUCAUGGACCGCCGCAUCCUGGCAGAGGCCCAGGAACGAAUGCAGGAGUCUUCUCAGAAGGUGGAUCUGCUGCGUCUGUCUCUGGAGAGGCGUUUAAAUGAGCUUCCUGCAGAGCAUCCCACACGAGCCGCCAUCACAGAGAUGUUAUCGUCUGGAUUCUCACACCCCUGCAGCACUCCAGACAAACAACUCCAGACAACUUCUUCCUCCUCGUCCACCUUCUUCAAGCCAGCCAGUCUCACAGGUCGUAUAGAGGUGUGUUUAAUGGGGUGCCAAGACCUGGUGGAGUCUGUUCCGGGUCGGAGUCCUGUGACCUCUGGCCUAACCUCCUCCAGGAACUUCUCAGAGGAAAAGUCUUUUAAGCUGAAAGGUUCAGGACGCAUCAACGGCAAGACGAACAAGAGUGAUGAGCUGUCCUCUGAGGUCAGUGCUGUCCUGAAGGUGGACAACAGAGUGGUGGGCCGCACACACUGGAGGCAGCAGAGCAAAGACGCCUGGGGUCAGAGCUUCAGCACGGAGCUGGAACGGUCCAGGGAGAUUGAAAUCGCCGUGUACUGGAGGGACUGGCGUGCGCUGAGUGGAGUGAAGUUCCUGCGUCUGGAGGACUUUCUGGACAACCGACGGCACGGCAUGUGUCUGCAGCUGGAGCCCCAAGGCAUCCUCUUCAUUGAGGUGACCUUUAUCAAUCCUGUCAUCGAACGACGUUCAAAACUUCAGAGACAAAGGAGGAUUUUCCCCAAAGAAAAAGGGAAGAACUUCAUGCGUGCUUCUCAGAUGAACAUGAACUUUGCCACAUGGGGCCGUUUGAUGAUGAGUGUCCUUCCUCCUCCUUGCAACUCGUUGGACCCCAUGAGCCCCCCGUUAGCGGCUCCAUCGCCCACUGCAGUCCAGUCCCGAGAACCUCCUGUCGUCAAACUGAACUUUGGUGAAGAACCAAAUGAAAGAUCUCCUCGUCGCUCGAGAAAAGACUUUAAAGACUCCUCUCUGUCUCCUAGUCUGAGCAAAAGGCUGAAGCCAAAGAAAGAGCCCUCUGUCCGUCUUUCUCCAGAGAAGGACGGUGAACUCCAGAUGGAAGACUUCCAGUGCAUUUCGGUCCUUGGGAGAGGUCACUUUGGGAAGGUUUUGUUGGCGGAGUACAAGAAGUCAGGCAAGCUGUAUGCCAUCAAAGCCCUGAAGAAAGCUGACAUAGUGACACGCGAUGAAAUCGACAGCCUCAUGUGCGAGAAAAGGAUUUUCGAAGCGAUCAAUAGGUCCCAGCAUCCGUUCCUGGUCAACCUGCACGGCUGCUUCCAGACCGCCGACCACGUGUGCUUCGUGAUGGCGUACUCCUCCGGAGGGGACCUGAUGAAACACAUUCACACCAACAUCUUCAGUCAAAAGCAGACUUGGUUUUACUCCUCGUGCGUGCUGCUGGGUCUGGAGUUUCUCCAUCAAAACAAAAUCGUCUACAGGGAUCUCAAGCUGGAUAAUCUCCUGAUGGAUGCAGAUGGUUUCGUGAGGAUUGCAGAUUUUGGCUUGUGUAAAGAAGGAAUGGGCCACGGUGAUCGCACCUCCACAUUCUGUGGGACGCCAGAGUUUCUGGCUCCAGAGGUGCUGAUAGACAACAGCUAUACUCGCUGUGUGGACUGGUGGGAGCUCGGCGUCCUCAUCUAUGAGAUGCUUUUAGGGGAGUGUCCUUUCCCUGGAGAUGAUGAGGAAGAAGUGUUUGACAGCAUUGUGAAUGAUGACGUGCGCUACCCCGCUAACCUCUCGAAGGACGCCACAUCCCUCAUCCAGCAGCUUCUGCAGAAAGAUCCCAAACUGCGGCUCGGAGCAGGAGAAGAGGAUGCCUCUGAGAUCAAAAGACACAUUUUUUUUCAGGGGAUGGACUGGGAUGCCCUACUGGCCAAAAAGCUGAAGCCCCCCUUCCUGCCCGUCAUCCGAGCUCCGCAGGACGUCAGCAACUUCGACGAGGAAUUCACUCAGCUGAAGCCGGUGCUGUCGCUGCCGCGGAAGCCCUUCGCGCUCACCAGCGAGCACCAGGAACUCUUUGCAGACUUUGACUUCUCUGUCGUGAGCUGACCUCUGCUGGAUCAGAUGAGCUGCAGCAAAACCUUCACAGCUCAGGGGUUUACAUAGAAUUUUACACAUUACUCGUACUUACUGCCAAUGCUCCCGUUUUUACUUUUGUCUUAAAGAACCAACACCACUGGUUUGUGAAACAAAAAUAGCACUUUUCUUUCUGUCUAGAUUAUUAAAGUGUAAAUACUUUAAAUCUUAAGUUUUCUACUGAAGGCACUUAAAUGUGAACUCGUUUUUCCUUUAAAUGUCCUAAUUAAAUAUUUAGACCAAAGUUGUAUAGUAUAAGCCAAUAUUUAAAUCUUAAAUGUCAAUGAAUAAAUGCUUGACUUCAA